Adineta ricciae is the source of this 624-nucleotide messenger RNA. Lineage: Eukaryota; Metazoa; Rotifera; Eurotatoria; Adinetida; Adinetidae. The record is from the annotation of a GenBank genome assembly.
AUGGCAACAUACAUCAACACACGAAUCUUCCAAUCUAUCAUACACUCAGAUCCUCAACAAUUACUCAUCACAACAUCUCUACCUUCAACAACAAACACAUUUCAUCUGAUAUUUACAUUCAAACAAGCUAUACAGUUCAAAAUCGAUUAUGGUAGUUAUAUAUCUCACCCACACCCUCACCCUCAAGAUAAUUCUCGGGCUGGGCCAGUGCUCCUUUUCAAAAGAAAAGGUCAUGUAUCAUCUUUUGAAAAAAGUCAAUACGCACAAGGGGUAACUGUAUACUUCACACCAAAAGGUGUAAUAAACGGUGCAACUAUGAAACGGUAUCUGGACUUUUGGUAUUCUAAAGUGAAGGAUAAUCAUCCUAAAUUGUUAACCACCGACAGUUGCACAUCUCAUCUUGGAAAUCAUCUAAUCAACGUACUUGAUGUGUCAAUUUUUUCGGUCUUCAAGAAUAACUAUAAUAAUAUUGUCGAAGAUUACAUUGAAAAGCAUGGACCAAGAUCUCAUAUAAAACUUACAGCGUCACAAGCACGCGUUUUAUGCACUAAUCUCACAUGGGCUGCAUGGGAACGUACAUUAGCAAAUGUUGACAUAGCCAAAGCUUUUCGUGAUAUUGGAUAA